UCUCGUACCACCAAAAAUGCCUUUUGCCCCCCCUCUCUCUCUAUCUUUAUCUUUCUAACUUUCCCCUUAGAGAGACUCGUCUUUGUCUCCAACUAGGGUUUCCUCUCUGAAUACAACAAACAAUUCCGAAUAAUUGCCAAUUCUUCUUGAGGAUUUUUUUCAUUUCCCCUUCUAAUAAAUAAUACCCAAGAGAGAAACAAAGAAGAGAUCGAACCUUUUCAAGAAGAUAUAUAUCAAGGAGAGAACUUUUUUUGUUGCUCCAUUUAAAGAAUCAGGGGAUAUAUACACAAAUAUGUCGAACUACACAAAUUCACCGUGUGCAGCAUGCAAAUUCCUCCGGCGUAAAUGCACAUCAGACUGCGUAUUCGCACCCUAUUUUCCGCCGGAGGAACCUACAAAGUUUGCGAACGUCCACCGGAUAUUCGGGGCAAGUAAUGUGAGCAAGAUCCUUCAAGAAGUGGCUCCACAUCAGCGGGAAGACGCGGUGAACUCGCUGGCUUACGAGGCGGAGGCAAGGCUUAAAGAUCCAGUGUAUGGCUGCGUUGGGGCGAUCUCGGUGCUCCAGAGACAGGUCUUGAGGUUGCAAAGGGAACUAGAGGAGACAAAUGCUGAUCUCAUGAGGUACGCUAGUUGUCUUGGUGGUGAAACGACGUCGGCCUAUGGUGGGCGCAGAGGUUGAAUGGUCAACGGGGGUUGAUAUAUUAAUGAUCAUCACUCUCUGAGAGAAUUAGCGGCGGAGAAGUAUAAAGAGAGAGUGGAUGGUUGAUGUGAUGGAAGUGGUGAGGAUAUCUUCGUAUGUAUGUAUAUGUCUAUGGGGACAUGCAUGCAUGUAUAUAUGUAUGUGUACGUAUGUUUGCAUGUAUAUAAAUUAUGCGUAUGUGUAAUUUUAACUUGUAAUUUUCUUUCAUGGGAGGUCAAGAAAUGUUUUUGAUGAUGUUGAAUAAGCAAUAAGUAUCCCUUUCUCUU
Messenger RNA from Camelina sativa (false flax), 966 nucleotides. RefSeq names its product LOB domain-containing protein 25. The record is from RefSeq and is a predicted model, not a curated record. NCBI's taxonomy places the organism in Eukaryota, Viridiplantae, Streptophyta, Magnoliopsida, Brassicales, Brassicaceae.